This is a messenger RNA of Chilo suppressalis (striped riceborer), 886 nucleotides long. NCBI's taxonomy places the organism in Eukaryota, Metazoa, Arthropoda, Insecta, Lepidoptera, Crambidae. The record is from the annotation of a GenBank genome assembly.
CUUUAAUUUUCCAUGAAUGUGUAAAAUUCAACAAACCAGUGUUUGUGCUUUGUUAUGAGUUUAUAAUAAUCGUGCGUUUUACAUAGUUAGUAAUUAAGUAAAAUGGCAGAUUUUGAUGCUAUAUACCCCGACGAGACUGAGAGUGAGGAGAAUAUAGAGGAAACACAUGUGACGUUAGUGCCUGAUCCCAUUGUCGUCCGUGGAGCUGGUAACAUGACAGUUUUUGGCUUGAGCAACCGCUUCAACACAGAGUUUCCUUCUGGACUCCAGUCACGAGUUGCCCCAGAGGAGUAUCAAGCGACAGUAGCUCGAAUCAACAGCGUGUUGAAGAAGACACUUCCUGUUAAUGUCAAAUGGCUAUUCUGCGGCUGUGUUUGCUGCUGCUGCACCCUAGGAUGCUCUCUAUGGCCAGUUAUUUGUCUUAGUAAAAGGACUCAACACUCCUUAAACAAAUUAUUAGAAUGGGAGAACAGUCGCCUCUACAACAAACUGGGUCUUCGCUGGCGCCUCACGAAGCAACAUUGCGACUCCUCCUCCAUGAUGGAGUAUGUACUUCUUAUAGAAUUCAUACCCAAAAUACCCAUAUACAGGCCAGAUUAGAUACAAAAGAGACCGAAGUCCUCUGUAUAGGCACAUUAUUGAUCUGUAAAUAUAAUAAGAUAAAAAAUGUAAAAUUUACUAACAUUGCAUCUCUGGUAAAUUGAUGUGGCUACUACCGAUUUAGCGCUAUUUAACGCAGGGUAAAGAUGUCAUUGUUAUUGAAAUGUAGCACAAAACACCUUCUCCUUGUUUCAAACUUAUUGUUAAUGAUAACUAAUGAUUUGUAAUAUGACAAUACCAAGAUAUUCUGUAAAAUCAAUGUUCUAUAAGCAAAUAAUAAGUGCAG